CUCCUCUCUUUUCUACACUUAAAAAUUAAAACAGUUUCUCGAACAGAAACAAACAAGUACUCCUACUAAUGGAGACAUUCAAGUCCACUACUUCUCUUCUUUUAUUGACUCUCUUUCUUUCAAGCACUGUAACUCAAAUCUUUGGAGUCAAGACACAAAGUGAAGCCCUUGGCCAAUUUUACAAGGCUAAGUUUAGGCACAAUUCCAACAUUGAUAAAAGCCAUUUUACUCAUGAUUUUGAUGAUCAAGAUCUCAAAUAUCUUCAUAAUAAAAAAACUGUGGUUUCUCAAAAAGAAAAUGACAAGAUUCAGAAACUUCCUGGCCAACCUCGAGUAAGGUUUGAGCAGUAUGGUGGAUAUGUUACAGUUGAUGAAUCUGCUGGGAGAGCUUUCUAUUAUUACUUUGUUGAAGCUCAACGUUCUAAAGACUCUUUGCCUCUUCUUCUUUGGCUUAAUGGAGGUCCAGGAUGUUCUUCUCUUGCAUAUGGAGCCUUUCAAGAACUUGGACCAUUUAGAGUAAACAGUGAUGGCAAAACACUUCACAAAAAUAAAUUUGCAUGGAAUCAUGCUGCCAAUGUGUUAUUCUUGGAGUCUCCAGCAGGAGUAGGUUUUUCCUACUCUAACACAUCAUCUGAUGUUAAGAUAGGUGGAGAUAGAAAAACAGCUAAAGAUAAUUAUCAGUUCUUAGUAAAUUGGCUGGAAAGAUUUCCUGAAUACAAAGAUAAAGAUUUUUACAUAUCUGGAGAGAGUUAUGCUGGUCAUUAUGUACCUCAAUUGGCACAUACCAUUCUAUAUCACAACAAGAAGGCAAACAAGACUAUGGUUAAUCUUAAAGGAAUUUUGAUUGGUAAUGCAGUGAUUAAUGAUGAGACAGAUACAAGAGGAAUGUAUGAAUAUUUUGCAAGUCAUGCACUGAUUUCUGAUGAACUUGAAGCUCAAAUCCAGAAGCAAUGCAAGUUCACAGAGAGUUCAGAAUCAGACGAGUGCAAAUUGGCACGAAGUAAAGCUGAAUAUAAUACUGACCCCAUUGAUAUCUACAACAUAUAUGCUCCACUCUGCCAUAAUACCAAUCUCACUGCCAAGCCCAAGAAGCCUUCUUUAGUGAUCGAUCCAUGUAGUGAUUAUUACACGAUUGCCUAUAUGAAUAGGCCUGAUGUUCAGAAUUCUCUCCAUGCCAAUGUCACCAACAUUAAAUAUUCAAAUUGGCAGCCAUGCAGUGAUGUCCUAACAAAUUGGACAGACAGCUCAUCAACCAUUAUUCCUCUUCUCAGAGAGUUUAUGACAAAUGGACUUCGAGUGUGGAUAUUCAGCGGUGACACUGAUGGAAGAGUGCCUGUUACUUCAACCAAGAAUUCUAUUAAGAUAAUGAAGCUUCCUAUCAAAACUGCGUGGCACCCCUGGUACCUCAGUGCAGAGGUUGGUGGAUAUACACAAGUAUAUAAAGGAGACAUGACAUUUGCAACAGUACGAGGGGCAGGACAUCAAGUACCAAGUUAUGAGGCAGCUAGAUCCCUUUCACUUGUCAUGCAUUUUCUUGCUGGAACUGACCUCCCCGAUAAACACAAUUAACUAGUUUUCUAGUCAAUAUAUGUUCACUUAAGAUCCUUUAUUCGUUUCAUGCAUUUAUGGCUUCAGGUUUCAACAUAAUGUAGCCUUCUUCUUUUCUUUUCUCGAAAUAAUCUAUAGUAUUUGAUUUUUAAUACA
This is a messenger RNA of Nicotiana tabacum (common tobacco), 1703 nucleotides long. RefSeq names its product serine carboxypeptidase-like 40. Gene Ontology annotation, biological process: proteolysis. Gene Ontology annotation, cellular component: vacuole. The record is from RefSeq and is a predicted model, not a curated record. NCBI's taxonomy places the organism in Eukaryota, Viridiplantae, Streptophyta, Magnoliopsida, Solanales, Solanaceae. Gene Ontology annotation, molecular function: serine-type carboxypeptidase activity.